Messenger RNA from Adineta ricciae, 465 nucleotides. NCBI's taxonomy places the organism in Eukaryota, Metazoa, Rotifera, Eurotatoria, Adinetida, Adinetidae. The record is from the annotation of a GenBank genome assembly.
AUGUCUAUUGACCUCGGCCGACGUGCAACCGUCCGUUUUUCUCACUGGUCGUCACUAUAUCGAUGCAAAUCUAUGGACGGAAAGUUUUCAAUAGCCUGGUAUUCAACUAGAGUUGAUCGCAAUGGAUCUACUGGACUGGCUAGAACCUACUCUCAGGUUCGUGUUACGAUCAAAGGGUGGGUAAAGAUGCGUGGACGUUCGAAAUGGGUGAACUACGUUUCGUACGACUCAUUCCGAACACCCGCAGCCUCGCCCACCCACACCCUAUAUUCUGUAGUGACUGAAUACGGGGCCUCCUGGCAUUCAACUAGAGUUGAUCGCAAUGGAUCUACUGGACUGGCUAGAACCUACUCUCAGCGUCUUCGUCUGACACGAGAACUUUUACUCAAAAAACUAUUUGACACACAUAUGUUCGACGCGUCGUCAAUUGGGCUUGGACAUCCCAUUGCCACCCGAAUUUCCUGA